AUGGCAAAUACAAUUCAAGCAAGAAAACAUACAGUAUUUGGUGAUUAUUAUAUUGAUUCAAUUGAUGAUGACGAUGAUCAAAUUAAUGGAAGUGAUAGCGAAGAAGAUGAUAGUUCUUGUGAUGAUGAUAAAUUACUUGAUAAAAGAACCAUAUCUGUUAGUUAUAUCUCUACAACACCAAGCCGAAUCAAUGUUCUCACUAUUCUUGCUCAAUUACUAUUAGUUUCAAAACGUGUUUCAGUAACUAUUAUCCAGUACAAAGAGCUGGCGAAGUCUUUAAAUCCAUUACUUGAAAUAUUUAAUGAAAAAAGUUUGAACAAGGAAAGAAUUAAUAUAAUUAGAUCAUCUGUGCUAGAUGAAAUAAUUGAUUUUUUAAAACCAUGGACUCAUGUAAUGAAACGUAUUCAAUCAUUGCAAGUACCAUCAAUACAUACGGUAACACCAAGUAUAUUUGUAAUAAAUUCCUCAUUAGAUAUAAGCCAAGUGAUUAUAAACAAGAAAAAGGUAUAG
Rotaria sordida is the source of this 510-nucleotide messenger RNA. The record is from the annotation of a GenBank genome assembly. Lineage: Eukaryota; Metazoa; Rotifera; Eurotatoria; Philodinida; Philodinidae.